Messenger RNA from Alnus glutinosa, 348 nucleotides. RefSeq lists its product as uncharacterized. Lineage: Eukaryota; Viridiplantae; Streptophyta; Magnoliopsida; Fagales; Betulaceae. The coding region runs from base 1 to 348 and encodes 115 amino acids. The record is from RefSeq and is a predicted model, not a curated record. The transcript is spliced from 3 exons.
AUGUGCGUUGACCAAGGGGAUAUUGACCAAUGCAAUCUCAAGAUGGCAUAUAAGCUGUUUAAGAGGAAGAAUUUCUGUGUGAUUGACUACAAUAUCGAUAAAAAUGGUUGGAUGUCCGUUCCUCAAUUUGGAGGGUGGGAUCAUAAGGCUCCAGGAGCUACAGACUAUUCCAUGGUAUUUUCUCGAGCUCGAGCUAAUAGGAAGCAGCACAAAACAGAUUUGAGUGACUUCAAGCGAGCCAGCCUCGGGCAUGAAACGGAGUUAAUCAAUGGCGCUCAGCAUCAAGAUGAUUCGAUUAUGAGGAAAAAGAAGAUUCUGACCUACAUCAAUUGCUGUAUUAAGCCUUGA